CUGCAAUUAAGCUAAGGCGGUUUUCAGGUUCAGAUACUUAUUAUAUUUUCACCUUCGUGGAAACUAGAACUGAAAGCAUGUUUUAUAGUUUAUAUCUGUAAUAUAUAAGUGAAAAACGGUAUGACUAUACUACCAGAGAUUAACGGCGCGACUUCCAAUGACCGUAAGGACUCAAUUGUAAGUCUUCCAAGCAGCUACUUCAGGUCAACGGAAAAGAAGCAACGUGUAGGGUCUAUACCAUACUACAGACUAUUCCAAUUUUCCACGGCAUUAGACAAGUUCUGCAUAAUACUAGCAUGCCUAUGUGCGACACUCUGUGGUGCAAUCAACCCUAUAGUAAUGAUAUUGUUUGGAGAAGUGACAGGAGCUAUAGUGGACUAUGCAGAAACGUUUGACGAAUCAUUACCGGAGCAGGAAAAGGCGAGAUUGAAUGACACUUUGUGGCGGGAGACACAAAGGUUUGCAAUAAUUAGCGCUGUUGUGGGUUUCAUCAUGGUUGUUGCUACGUACGUGUAUACUGUGCUGUUUGGAUACAGCUCUACUAAUCAGAUCUUAAAAAUGAGGAAGACCCUAUUUGAGAAAAUAUUGAAUCAGGAUAUCGAGUGGUUUGACAAGAAUCAGUCUGGCGAAUUUACAACUACUAUUACACAAAACAUAUCCAAAAUAGAAGACGGCAUUGGAGAGAAGAUAGGUAUCUUCAUAUUUUUUGAAGCUACUUUUGUCUCUGGAAUAGUAAUGGCACUAGUAAAUGGAUGGAAGCUGGCGCUUGUUUGUAUGGUGUCUUUGCCUCUGUCAUCUGCCAUAAUGAGCUUCAUAACAUGGAUAUCGACAAAGCUGUCCAAAGAAGAAAUGGAAUCAUAUGCCACAGCCGGCGCCAUAGCCGAGGAGGUGUUAAGCUCGAUCCGGACCGUGGUGGCGUUCGAUGGCCAGGGAAAGGAGAUUCAAAGAUACAAUGAGCAAUUGGUCAAAGCGAAAAACAACAACGUUAAACGUAUCAUGUUCAAUGCUUUGAGUAACGGUUUGCUCUGGUUCUUCGUGUACGCCUGCUAUGCGCUGUCCUUUUGGUAUGGAGUUGGACUCAUUCUCCAUGACAAAUACCUGCCUCCUGACCAACAAGUGUAUACAGCUGGUAAUAUGACUGCGGUGUUCUUUGCCACGAUUGUAGCAACUUGGAACUUUGGAAUGGGAACUCCUUUCUUAGAAACAUUCGGUGCAGCUAAGGGUGCUGCUCAGAAGGUGUUUGAUGUAUUAGACAGUGAACCUAUUAUAAAUAAAAAGACAAAAAAUGGAAGAAAACCUGCUAAGUUCAAAUCCAACAUUUCGUUUAACAACGUUUACUUCAGCUAUCCUUCAAGACCAGACGUAAAGGUUUUAAAAGGAUUUAAUCUUCGUAUCAACUAUGGAGAGACAGUCGCUUUGGUUGGUAAUUCUGGUUGUGGAAAAUCCACCUGCAUACAGUUACUACAACGGUUCUAUGAUCCACAAGUUGGGGGAAUAUUCAUCGAUAAUAUAAGUAUCAAGGAUAUGAACCUAACAUGGCUACGAUCCAGGAUGGCAGUGGUCAGCCAAGAACCAGCCCUUUUCGCAACCACAAUAGCAGAAAAUAUCAGGUACGGCAAGUUGGACGCUACUCAACGAGAAAUUGAAGAGGCAGCAAAGAAAGCAAACGCUCAUAAGUUCAUUAUCAACUUGCCAAAUGGUUACCAGACACUAAUCGGAGAAAGGGGAGCACAACUCUCGGGUGGACAAAAGCAGCGGAUAGCCAUAGCAAGGGCGCUUGUCAGGAAGCCUGAUAUACUAUUGCUAGACGAAGCUACCUCAGCAUUAGAUACCACUAGUGAAGCUGAAGUGCAAUCUGCUUUGGAUGCUAUCAGUGGCCAGUGUACAACGAUCAUAGUAGCGCACAGACUGUCGACCAUCAGGAAUGCUAAUGUUAUAGUAUUUGUAGCAGACGGUAAAGUUGUAGAAAAAGGUAGUCAUGCAGAGCUUAUGGCUGCCAAAGGGGCUUAUCACAAAUUAGUGUCAUCUCAAAAUAUUACGGACACGUCUGAAGAUCAAGAUAAUCCUAAGUUGGAAAGAACUCUGAGUUUAUCAAACAAAUCUUACAGUUGUGACAACGAGGACAACGAAGAAUUAGAAGAAGAUUCUGAAGAGCAGAUGUCUAAGGGCGUCCUGGGAAAAGUGAUAAAACUAAAUCAGCGAGAAUGGUAUGCAACUUUCAUUGGAUGUUUGUCUUCUAUCAUCACAGGUGCCUCAUUACCAGUUUAUGGUGUUGUUUUUGGUGGUCUUUUGGGGGUUUUAGCUUAUGAUGAUGACGCGGUGGUCAGACAAGAGAGCAAUAUGUAUUGUUUCUAUUUUCUUUUAUUGGGUAUUAUUACCGGUAUAACCACGUUUACCCAGAUGUUCUUUUUUGGCUUUGCGGGUGAGCGACUUACUUUGAGGAUAAGAAGGAAAACAUUCCAUGCAAUGUUAAAACAAGAAAUGGCAUGGUAUGAUAAAAAACAACACUCUGUAGGUGCUUUGUGUGCCAAACUAUCUGGAGAUGCUGCAAGCGUUCAAGGAGCAGCUGGAGUACAAAUAGGAGCGUUGUUAAACUUCAUCUCUACGCUUCUGAUAUCAUGUAUUUUCUCGUUGUAUAAAAAUUGGAAGCUAGCAUUACUACUAUUGUCAUUUGCCCCACUAAUUCUAUUUUCAAUUUACUUCGAACAAAAAUCGUUACAAAGUGAUGCAAAAAAGAAUCAGAGUAUGCUGGAGAAAUCGUCAAAGAUAACUGUGGAAGCAAUUUCGAACAUAAGAACUGUGGUAUCACUUGGGUGUGAAAAGGUAUUUCAGGACCUUUACUUCAAGGAACUACUGCCAUACCAGAAGACAGCUGAAAGGAAGGCUCACUUUAGAGGUAUUGUGCUUGGUAUGGCCCGGAGCUUGUUGCUGUUUGCUUAUGCUGCUGCUCUUACAUACGGAGCUGUUGUCAUAAUGAAUAAAGAGCUUGAUCAUGGAACUUUCUUUCAGGUUACAGAAGUUGUUAUAGUUGGAUCAUGGUCAAUCGGAAAUGCACUAUCAUUUUCACCAAACUUUCAUAAAGGGCUGGUUGCUGCAUCUAAAAUAUUUAGUUUGUUAGAAAGAGUACCGCUCAUAAGGAACAUCUCGAAUCCUCUUAAAACCACUUGGGAAAAUGAUAACGUUGAAUACACUCAAGUAUACUUCUCUUAUCCAACACGAUCAUCGGUAUCAGUGUUAAAUAGUUUGAACUUGUUUGUCCCCAAAGGGAAAACUGUUGCCUUGGUAGGUGCAAGUGGUUGUGGAAAAUCUACCAUAAUCCAACUGUUAGAGAGGUUUUAUGAUCCAUGCUAUGGAGAAAUCACUGUGGAUGAUGUAGAUAUCAAAUUGAUGGAGUUAAGAAAAUUGAGAUCUCAGAUUGGCAUAGUCUCGCAGGAGCCGAAUUUGUUCGAUAAAACAAUUGCUGAAAAUAUUGAUUAUGGUGCUAAUCACAGGAAAGUGUCCAUGGAGGAGAUUAUAUCAGCUGCAAAGUCUGCCAAUAUUCACCAAUUCAUAAUGUCACUGCCACAGGGUUACGAAACUAGACUAGGCACAAAAGGAGCUCAGCUUUCUGGAGGCCAAAAGCAAAGAAUAGCAAUUGCUCGAGCACUGGUAAGGAACCCAAAAAUUUUGUUGUUAGACGAAGCCACUUCUGCAUUGGAUAACGAGAGCGAAAAAGAUAGUACAAGAAGCCCUAGAUAAUGCCAAGAAGGGACGAACUUGCAUCACAAUUGCGCAUAGACUUACCACGAUUCAAGAUGCAGAUGUUAUUUGCGUUUUAAAGGAAGGAUUUGUCGCAGAGAUCGGAACUCAUACCGAAUUACUCGAAAGGAAGGGCUUGUAUUAUAAGUUCUAUAAGUUGCAGUCUGGUCAAGGGUAAUUUGCAUUGCCCUGAUAUGCUGCUUAUUACUGUAGAUACGCAGUGUAUAUGUGUAUAGUGAAAGACUGUUGCAUAACUUUAAGAUUCGAUAGAAUUUUUAAAAUUAAUGCAUAAAGUCUAUAUAAACAUGGGUCGAAUAAUGCGUGGCUUCCGAAAUACAGGGCGUUUAAAUUUAAUUUUUAAAAUAGUUUUUUUUAAAUAUUUCGAACAAUAUUUGAUUUAUAACAGUGAAAAUUGGUAUACAAGUUAGUACGAAAAAACGAACCAUGGGCAUAGUUUUACUGUAGCCUCUAGAGGGCGUUCUCUACUGUACCUGUAGUGUAUUAAAAUGACCGAAAAUUUUUUUUAGGGCUAUUUUUUGCUCAUUGAAUAAAAAAACUGAUUCUUCGC
Acanthoscelides obtectus is the source of this 4306-nucleotide messenger RNA. NCBI's taxonomy places the organism in Eukaryota, Metazoa, Arthropoda, Insecta, Coleoptera, Chrysomelidae. The record is from the annotation of a GenBank genome assembly.